Molecule: messenger RNA, 2671 nt
Organism: Coregonus clupeaformis (lake whitefish)
Lineage: Eukaryota; Metazoa; Chordata; Actinopteri; Salmoniformes; Salmonidae
Gene: tal1
Product: T-cell acute lymphocytic leukemia 1
Exons: 4
Coding region: 234-1310 (358 amino acids)
Biological process (GO): regulation of transcription by RNA polymerase II
Molecular function (GO): protein dimerization activity; RNA polymerase II cis-regulatory region sequence-specific DNA binding; DNA-binding transcription factor activity, RNA polymerase II-specific
Source: RefSeq, a predicted model, not a curated record
CGCAGCACUUCAGUGAAUCUAAAACAUUAGACAUGGAUGACCCUCGACAAAAUGGCUCCACACAUAGGCUACUCUAUCAACAACCCUCUGGCUAUGGUGACAUCAUGGAUUAAUAUCGGCGGAUGAGAGGGAAGGUUUCGAUGCGGAGUCAUCCGUGGAUAGCAUUAAGCAAAUGCACUUUUACAAUUUGAGACAUUUUUACGCACGGUCUAAUCUAUCCAAUAACCGCAGAAAUGUUGGAAAAACUGAAACCAGAACUUGGGCAGCUCAGUCCUAUGGGCAAGGAAUGCAAGUCUCCACAUCAUGACAGCCUGACUACUUCCAUAGCAGGUCGUGUAAGUGGGGAGGGGGGCGAAGCUGGUGGUGAGACACAGGAAAACACGACGGCGGCGUCAGCGGACUCAGCUGAGAGGAAGCAUGUCCCAGGGGAGCACUGCAACAGGACUAUCGUCUUUAAUGCCGUUACCAAGGAAACGGCGUACCACAGCGAGCAAAAAAAGGAAGUGCCUGUUAUCGAAUUGGCCAGAAGAGGAGGGCUCGUGGAUAUAAAAGCUAGCGAGCUGACGGCAGACGGCAAUCACAGGGUACAGACCACCGAGCUGUGUAGACCGCCGAUUCCCCUGCCACCGCCUCCCCGGGACCCCUUAUUGAGCGAAACUCGAAUGGUGCAGUUGAGCCAACCUGGGUUCCCGCUCCCUGCACGAGCGAUGCUGUACAGUAACUUUGCUCAACCGCUCGCCACCAUGAACAGUGGCUAUGGUGGCGAGAUGGAACAGUAUGGCAUGUACCCCAGCCAUCGGAUCAAACGUCGACCUGCGCCUUAUGAGAUUGAAAUCAACGAUGGUAAUGGCUCGCAGCCCAAAAUCGUGCGGCGGAUUUUCACCAACAGUCGUGAGCGCUGGCGCCAGCAGAAUGUGAAUGGUGCCUUCGCCGAGCUUCGCCAGCUCAUCCCCACCCACCCGCCCGACAAGAAGCUCUCCAAGAACGAGAUCCUCCGAUUGGCCAUGAAGUACAUCAACUUCCUGUCCAAGCUCCUGGACGACCAGGAAGGUGUGUUGGAGGCCAGCGAUGGCGUUGGCGUUGUGGGGGCGCGGGCCCACGAGGGCCGAGAGGAGAGCCUGGUCCGGGAAGAGCUCCUCCAGGGGAUGCUGUCAUCCAGCAACUCCAGUUGCGGGAGUCUCCUGGACGGGGACGGUAGUCCCGACAGCUACACCGAGGACCAGGACUUGUCUGUGGGGUCUCGAACGCCCACCUCCAGAGGCCUCCAUCAUCACUCUGGACUCCACAUGGAUGGACGAAACCACAGAUGACUCUACGUUUUCUCUAUGGGGAGAAGAAAAGAGACAAUGUGAGACGCAGGAGGUUGGCAAUUUUUUACCAACCAGGAGUGAAUGGGCAUCAAUAGGAUGGUUCCGAUGGCGAUACAUUUCGUGUUGUGUACAGAUUUUAUCUUUCUCUAAUUCCUGUUUCCCUCAAUGGCCCUGUCUGUUGUUGGCUUUUCCAGAGGUGGGUAUGUUCGCUGGUGGAACAUAAGGCUUUGUCCCAACUGCUGUUGUAAGCAGGUGAUGGAUUGGAAGUCAUGACAGACCUAAAAUGGAACUCAGAACAUAAUAUUGAAAAACAAUUAAGGGAAUUUCCAAAAAAGGUAUGAAUCUCAUAAUGGUACCUUUUCUUGCCUGAGAUCAAAAUUUGUUUAGGUACACUGCUUGAGUCUUUAAAUGAGAUUUAAACAGUACUACGGACUGUACUAAAUUUAAGUGAUUUGUUUUCAUCUCAGAGCCCUCUAAUGUCCAUUUUUUGUUAUGUUAGUAACUCAAGUUUGGAGUUAUCAAAUAAUAGUAUUGCGACCUGAAUUCCAGUAAUGUUUUUCUUGAACAUCACCUCAUAAGUUGUUGGAUAACACAGUUUAUCCCCAUACACAUAGUGUUGCAGUGAGAUAACUGAUAAUAACCGAUAAUCGGUAAAAAAACAAACAGUGGGAGAUCUCUGUGUUGCUGUCAAUGUUUAUGUUGGGAGAAGAACAAACUGUUCAAAAGUGUAUUUGUUAAUGUGAUAUUCACAUAAACCACAUGGUUACAAUAUUUACCAUACAAAAUUGAAUUGAGGUCAAAUUAUUGCCAUUUUUGGAUGGCAUAAUAUGGAUGGCAUAUUAGUAUGACAUGCGCACGACACAGAGACACGGAGAGAGAGAGAGACAGAGAGAGAGACACAGAGACAGACAGACACAUACACACGAGGGCAUGAUUCCUGUCCAAUAAUAGAACUACAAAAUAACAUUAUAAUAUCUCUGUAUCUUGCAAUGUAAGAGGUACAAGUGUACAUAAAAACAGACUUGUACAUUUGUAUUGAACAAUGAAACUUGACAUUUUUGUACUGCUUCUUUCAUUGUGACCAUGGUACAUUGAGUUUAUAAUUUUUUAUUUUAUUGAUAACAUUAAUCAAGUAAGUGUUUUACUACUGUAUUAGACAUUAUGUACGUCUGCUAUAUCAGCAGACUAUUGAGUAACCAGAAAUGGUACCUUUAAGUCUUUGAUGUAUUAAACAAAAAAAGGGUUAUUAUUUUUUAUGUGAUAUUUAGUAAGAAAUAACCUUUGUUGUUAUGGAGACAUCUAUAAAUAUAUGCAAUGUUAUAUCUCAGAAUUGUAUAUACCACAAAAUAAAAAUAGGGAUA